AUGACAAAUUAUAUUUCAGAAUGGACGCAACAAGUACCGGGUCUUCCAUCAUCGAUUAUUCCGGAACAAUUUAUUAGUUCAAAUGAAUUUCUUCAGUUUCAUCAACCUUGUAAUUUCUUGUCGUCAACUUUCAGUCAGUUACCACUAACAUUUAAUUCUCAAUAUCAACAACCAAAUUAUGAUAAUUCAUCGCUUACUUUUGCAUCAUUACCUUAUACGAUCGCUUCUUCUUCCUACAUUUGUCCAUACGGUGGUUUUCCAUCGACAAAUAUUCAUUAUAACAUUAAUUUUCAUCAGCAUCAACAACAAUCAAAUCAUUUUAUUCAACAACAAAAUUUUUUAAAUUAUCCAUCAAGUGUACGAAGUGGCGAAAGGAAAUAUAAAAAAAUAGCCGAAGAAGAAACAAUCACAACGACAAGUUCUCCAUCAAAAGAGUCGAUACCAAAACUCUUCAAUAACUCUAAACAAGUUAAUAAGAAGGAUGUAGAAUAUAUUAAAUUACAAUUUAAGGUUGAUAACCGUUUAAAUCGAGUUAAACGUCAAUUUGACGAUAAAAAACAUAGUCCAAAACCAUCGUUUGGUAACAAUAGAAUUGUGCGAAAACGAUCAAGAUCAACACAAUCGUCAUCUCGUGAUCACUCAUCCCGAUCUCCAUCUUCAAAGAGAAAAGAGACAAAAAAACGUCAUUGUUCAAGUUCAAGACGGGUACACCGGAAUCGAUCUUCAUCGUCGCAGAAACGACAUGUAGACUCUCGACGACCACGCUCAAUAUCGAGAAUGAGAAAAACACGCCAGUGUUUAUUAUCACGACAUCGUCAAGGACGAAAAAGUUUAUCACCCCCGUCGCCACCAUCAAGACGUCUAUCACGUAACUUAAAAUUACGAAAUAAUUCCUCAUCACAGCGUGAAAGGAGAAAAUCAUCUCCAACUAGACGAUAUUCAUCAUCAUCAUCAACAACGCCCGAACCGUCAAACGCGACGACGCUUAAUAUGGCACUCUAUCAACGACAACAAAAAACGCUUAACGAGGAAAAACAAUUGUUAAACGAUCGUUUGUCGAAAAAUCAAGAACAAAAUGAAAAAGAAGACGGUGAAUUGGAAACUAAUGAAUUUCCUACACGUCUUAUUAUCCCAUUGCCAACAAAAGCAAAAUGGUAUUAUGAUCACGAUGAUAGAUGGGGUGCGAAUGCUACAAGGAAUGACAAUGAUGAUUUUGGAAUGGCGUCUUUGACGAUUCAGAAUUAUAUGAAUGAACACUCUGAUCCUGGUAAUUGGAUUCCAUUAGACGAAAAUCAAUUAGAAUAUUUGUGUCAACAUUUUUUUGAUGAAUAUCACCAGAAAGAAAAACAACAAACAUAUCCUUACUGA
Molecule: messenger RNA, 1368 nt
Organism: Didymodactylos carnosus
Lineage: Eukaryota; Metazoa; Rotifera; Eurotatoria; Philodinida; Philodinidae
Source: the annotation of a GenBank genome assembly